Aspergillus chevalieri is the source of this 1371-nucleotide messenger RNA. Its product is annotated as fungal specific transcription factor domain-containing protein. The transcript is spliced from 3 exons. Gene Ontology annotation, cellular component: nucleus. The record is from RefSeq and is a predicted model, not a curated record. NCBI's taxonomy places the organism in Eukaryota, Fungi, Ascomycota, Eurotiomycetes, Eurotiales, Aspergillaceae. The coding region runs from base 1 to 1371 and encodes 456 amino acids.
AUGGCGAUCCUUCGAGCAGCAGAGGGUAUUGGUACAGUAGAGCUUCUGCAGGCUUUAUGUUUGUUGACUCUGUGUGAUAUAGCUGCCGGAAAACAAGCUAGAACGGUAAUGAACAUAAGCAUCGCAUCAAGGCUUGCCAAAACACUCAAGUCUGGUCAUCCCGAGACUCCCGACGAAGACAAAUCCAGAUGCUGCUGGAGCAUCUACAUACUGGAACAGGUCUUCACCCCAGGCCCCAACACAUUACAAACCGACACCUACCCACUACUCAGCACACCCGCACCCACCAGUCCAUCAAAACCACCCCUCCCAGCAGACUUCCAAAUACCACCAUUCAAACAAACACUAGGCGGUAGCGCCAACGAUCAAGGAAUUAUAGGCUAUUGUAUCCAACUAAUCUCUAUCUGGGGCGAAGCAACCACUUACAUGCGCCAAAUCCACACCGGCCAAAUCGAAGACGCCUGGCUUUCCACAUCCACAUACCACCGGCUAAUCGCCGAGUUCUACAAAUUCGAAGCAAGCAUGGCACAAGCUCACCGCUACAAAACAGUUAGGGGGCACCUAAAAUCACCUGCAGAAGUUGCGCAGUACAAAGAAUACUGGACAGCCUGGCUCCUUCUGCAGACCAUGUUUCACACCGUCCAGGCACUCCUUAACCACCCGCUUUUCCACAUCGCGACGUCUAAAAAGCCCGAUUCUACUUUCACUCUCAGGCCGCCGUCUUUCUUGCAGCAUGUUGUUGAUCAGGCGUUGAUGCAUUCUGGGUGGACGGUACGGUUAGUGAGGAUGAUGGAGGAGUUGGGGAUGCGGAUUUGUGAUCCGUUUAUCGGGUAUCAGGUUGUUGUUACGGCGACUGUGCAUUGGAUUUUUGCAUUUGCGAGUGAUGACACUGUCGCUGAGCAGGCUUGUUCGGAUUUUGAGAGGUGUCGCGGGUUUAUUAUGGGAAUGGUGCGGGAAUGGCCACAUUUUGGACAGGCUAUUAACGGACUGAACUACCUCCAAAGCCUCAUCCAACAAAACGACAGAACGACAGGCCACCACGGCAUCCCAUCCUUCAAACUCUCCGUUCUAUGGGACCUGCUAGAUCCCAUGUCUGUAGGCCGGAGCACUGAUAUCCCGUCGCUACAAUCACUCAGCUCCAUAGGAGAGCGCAUUCCCACACAGUAUGUAGCCCAGCUACACGAGCCGUCAGAAAGCCGUGAGGACAAUGGAGACAGAAACAAUGAAAGAGGCUUUGAGGAUGCAAUGGGACAGGGAGCUCCUGGAGCACCGGUGUAUUUCCAUGAUCCGUUGAUGGAUGAGGAGUUGUUAGGGUCUUUUGAUAUUCCUGUUUCGCCGCAGUUGCAUUUCUUGUCUUUUGGGGAUUUAUAG